Messenger RNA from Strongyloides ratti, 948 nucleotides. RefSeq lists its product as hypothetical. The transcript is spliced from 3 exons. The coding region runs from base 1 to 948 and encodes 315 amino acids. NCBI's taxonomy places the organism in Eukaryota, Metazoa, Nematoda, Chromadorea, Rhabditida, Strongyloididae. The record is from RefSeq and is a predicted model, not a curated record.
AUGAAAAGUUUUUUGUUUCUACUGACCAUUAAUUAUUUAAUAUUUGUUUCAAAAUCAUUUAAACUUUCACCUCUUGAUAAAGAAAGUUUUUUUGAAAGUGAUAAUGAUGGAGAGGAACAUUCUAGUGAGACAUCCAUCUAUGAUAUAUUUUCUGUUGAUGAACAAAUUGGUACUGAAGAUGAUUACACAGGUCCUGAUGAAUGUCUUCAUUAUUGUAAUGAUAAAAUGAUUGGUAUUGUUAAACCUGCCAUGUCAAUGUCUAUGAAAAUUUCUGAGAAAUAUAAAAUUAUUUGCGAAGAAUAUCAGUCAGCAAUAACUUGUAUGAAAGAAAGACCACAAUGUCCAAGUCAAAAAUUUUUUGUUACAUCUACUAGCGGUUUAAAGUAUAUGUGCGAAGAACAAAAAGAUGCAUUUGAUGCUACAAUUCCAUGUAUUACUGAUUGGUUCCGAUAUUCAAAUUCUGAAUGUGAAACUCUUUGUAUGGCUUCAAAUUUGGUAAAUGGAAUUUCAUUAAAACAAUUGUUUCAACAAGAUUUUAAAUUUCUAGAAGCAUUUGAUCCAUACAUUGCAAAAAUAUCAAUAAAUGAAAUGUGCCGUGUUGCUGAAUGUAUGUUAUCAUGUUAUAAACAAAAAUUGAACACGCGUUGUGAUGGAAUAGCAGGAUCAAUAUUGGCAGAAGUUGUUCUAAGACCAGUAGCUGAUGUGCAAGCAGUAGGAGGACCAAUAUCUCCUCUGUUAACAUCACUUUUGCCAUUAAAAUGUGCCUUUUUACAUGAUACAAAUAUCAUGAAACAACUAAGAAUUGAUGAAAGACUAAGCAAGGAAAUUGCAAAAAAAUAUCGACUUCAAAAGGAACUUCCACAAAAAAAUACAGAAAAAAUUGACAUAAAGGAUAUUCAAGAUCCUUUUGUCUAUAAUAUAAGUAGUGAUUCACCUUUUAGUUUCUAA